AUGCUGAUUCUGAAACAGGCAGAGACCAUUUCAGUGGAUGUCCAGCAGCAGCUGACUUUCCUGCUGUCCAGAUCUCCCAGUCUAGAGGAGCUCUCACUGGAGGCCAGUGGACUGAAACUGGACUUUGCAGUCAAAAUGGCAGCUGCUCUUCGAGAGCACACCUCAUCUACCCUGCAAUCCAUCAACCUCUCAGGCAAUCCAAUUGAAGACAAAGGUGUGAUAGCUCUCAGUCAGGAGCUGAAGAAUCUGGAUAAAGGACUCAAACAACUUUCUCUGUCUCGGGUAUCGAUGACUGCUAAAGGUCUUGGCCAUCUGAGUCAGGUGUUGUCUUCUAGCCAGCUGUUGGUAGCAUCUCUAACCCACCUUGACCUGUCUGGUAACCCUGGCAGCCUGGUGACUGAAGAGGCCAUGUUUCUCUUCAAGUUCUUGUCCAGUACAAACUCUCUUUCCCAUUUGGACCUCAGUGAUACCAACUGUCCGCUGGACACGUUAUUUGUGUCCCUGUCUGCUGGAUGUUGUUACAAACUGAUGCACCUGAACUUGGCCAGGAAUCCUUUCAGCCACAGAAAGGUGAGGGAGGUGACCCGGAGCAUUCAAGAGUUCUUCAGUCAGAGCUGUGAGCUGAAGUAUGUGGGCCUGUCUGCUACCAAGCUACCUCCACAAGCUCUCAGGUUAUUACUACAGGGUUUGGCGACCAACACUCGUCUCUUCGGGCUGGAGUUAGACCUCAGCAGCUGUGAGCUACAUUCAGCAGGAGCGCAGGUGAUACAGGAGCACAUCUCUGAAGCUACAGCUAUCAGAAGACUGGACAUCUCUGACAACAGUUUUGAGAAUGACAUGGUGACACUGAUUCUGUCUGUUGGUCGAUGCCAGUCUCUUCGACACCUUGCACUGGGGAGAAACUUUGCCAUGAAGUCCAGAGCUCUCACUGAUGUUCUUCAGCGUAUAGCGCAGCUCAUUCAGGAUGAAGAGUGUCCCUUGCAGUCUCUAUCGGUGUGUGACUCCAAGCUGAAGACAGGGAUGCACAUUCUUCUGAGCGCUCUGGGUGGCCAUGCUACUCUGGCUGAACUGGACAUCAGUGGAAACAACAUUGGAGACAAUGGAGCAAAAAUGCUGGCCAAAGCCCUGUUGAGUAACACCAGACUGAGGACCUUAACGUGGGACAGAAACAAUGUGUCUGCUAAAGGUUUCCAGGAUGUGGCAGAUGCUUUAGAGAGAAACUUCACUCUGCAGCAGGUGUUUAUGCCCCUGGCUGAUCUCACACAGAGUUACCGCAGCAACCCUGAUAAAACAAAAGAAGCUGUGAACAAGAUUCAGCAGUGUUUAGUCAGAAAUAACCAGAUGCAGUCUGAUGGCAUGGAUCUUCAACCUCAGGUGUCUAAGACUCAACAGUCUGAAAAGCUGAUCCAGGGUAUGUGUCGGCAAUUGGAAGACAGCCUUCAGCGUUUAAGCCAAUGUAACAUUCAGGAAGUCCAGGCUGACGUCCUGACUGCACAUGAGGCGCUUCAAAAUGCCAGGAAUUCUUUCAAGCUUCUUCCCUCACUACAUGAGGCAGACCGGAAUUGUGCCUCUGAUGCAAACUUGGUGAACAGCAUCCUCACCGACGCUGCUACUGCCCUGACCAAUGAGUUCACUAGAAGCUUACAGGAAUUGGCUCAAGACCUGAUGAGACAUGCAGAGGUAGUGUGCCCACAGGUGGUCCAGCGUUCCAGUGUGUGCGAGUGUCUGCUAGAAUGUGUGUCAAAAAGAAGCAGACAGGCGCACAUCUUCAUGAAAAGCACUCUGGUGGAAGACGCGGGCCAUAUCAUCAGCAGCAGACUGCGUGAAGUGAGACAAACACUGAGUGUCACUCUGGCUGAAAGCAUUGCAAAACAGAUGGUCCAGGACCUGACAGUGGCACAGGACAAAAUGGAUUGCCUGAUGAAAGAGCAUUUAUGCAAUACUCAGACAAUCGCCAUCCCAGAGCUGCGACUGGUCGACAGUGAAUUCCCAACUGAUGAUUAUAGCCCAGCAUUUUGGAGGAAUGGUUUGCACUCCACAAGCCUGAGGCCCGCCCCUUCAAUUAAGAGUCUCCUGGAUGCAGACUGGGAGCAGCAGACCAGGGACAUGGAGGCAGAGAGAGGUGGGGGAGGAUUCGCUGGCGAGGAGGACGGAGGAGGAGGAGGAAGGUGUGGCCUUCCUUGGUUGCUGCCAGCAACCCCACUGUCACUCACAACCCCAGACCCCUCCCCCUCCACUUCCCCGUCCCCCUCCCCUUCCCCGUCCCCCUCCCCCUUAGGACAGAGGGGGAGGAGGCGGAGGGAGCGGGAGGUGGCGGCGGUGGAUGCUGCAGAAGCAAUAUCAGGAGCGAGAGGAGCAUCAUUCAUUCCUCCUCCCAGCCUCCCCCUCCUCUACUCCGUCCCCGCUCGCGCUCCAAACGAGGGGGCAGCCGGCCGCGGAGGCUUACACCGACGAGAGACUCCCUUCCCCGGCUGCGGCCUCAGCCCAGGCCACCUCCCCGGCUCUGGAUCUUCCGUUUCUCCCAUGGAGCCUCUACCCACCCAGGGACAGACUCUAAGGCACUACACUGCCUCCCGACCACGGCCACGACGCACACACACACAGCCUCCCUCAUCCAGGCCUCAGGAGCCAGUGUCAAAGGUAGAGAAUGAGGCUAGCGAGGUGAUGGGCAGAGUGGAUGAAGGAGUAGAGGAGUUCUUCACCAAGAAAAUCAUCGCUGACUAUGCACUAAAAGGCCGGUGGGAGGAGUCACACCCUGCCCAAGCCACUCCCUCAGCAUCAAGCUCCACCCCUUCAGCCUCUACCCCCUUUUCCUCCUCGUCUGACAUUAUCACCUCCUCUACCACUACCACUGUCACCUGUCCCUCUAUUGCAUCUACUGACACAUCCUUUGCAUCCAAUGAUGUUCCACCCCUCUUGACAUCUUCCCUUCCCCCUACCUCCUCUUCUGUCACCACCACUACCACCACAUUUCCCACCAAAAAUAUCAAGAAAAAGUUUGGUGACUUCUUCGCCUUCAAGAGGGCUCGACCUGGCCGUGCCACCAAGGCAGGCGGGGGAGAGGGAGGAGGAGGAGAGGGAGUGAAGGUCAAAAGGACCUCCAUUGCAGACCUCAUUCGACCCCUCCGUGAGGCCAAAGAAAGGGAGAGAGAGAGGGAGAGGGACAAGGAGAAAGAGAAGGAGAGAGGGGGAAGGUCAGUGGAGGAUGCUAACAUUUCUAAUGAUGCCACCACCACAGAAGGAACCAUUGCCACCAGCGACCAUCUUGCGGGCAAUGUGAGGGAAAAGAUGCCAUCUGCCAAGACAUUAACCACGUUGACACCGCCCAGUGAAAAUGCUCAGCCUCAUCCCUCCAUCACCACCAGCCCUGACCUCACCACUGCUAUGCUCUCCAGCCUGGAUGAAGACCUAGUUCCUGUCUUACCAGGUCGCACCCCUCGUCCUGAGAUCAGUUCCCCUCUAAGUGACCAGAAGAUGCAGUUAGGAGGAACUCCAUAUGGAGAAAGGAGACUGAAGGUGACCAAGAGGUCACUGAGAGAGGGGAAGAGCCAGAGUCUCAUCCUGCUGACGGGAUUAGAGCCUGAAGACAAGGAUAGCACACCUAGUAAGAAACAUGCAUCUGAGAGCACAUCUAGUUUUGAACAGAGGCUUCAGGUGAUGCUGCACAGAAUGGGCGUGGCCAAAACUUCACCUGCCGAAACCAAGAUGUGCCAGAAUAAAGACGAAGAGCUGAGGAAGGCCAACUCUGAAGGAGCUAUUCUGGACAAACCUGAACCACCUGCCACAUACAUGAAGCCCAGAACCAUGUCCACUUCAUCAGCUGACCCCCGGCAUCCUAUGACAGCACUGGACCCCAUUCGACCAGAGCCUCUCCUUUUAACAAAGCCCGCCAUCCCUGAGCGCCCUAUGGUCCCCCUGCCAUCAUCAAAGCCUGCCAUCGCAGCCAAACCUCACCUCCCCACACCAGCUGUUCCUGUAGAAGGAGGUGCUCGUCCUUCUUCUGCUCCUCCUACCAGCAGCUCAACAGAGCAAGCCCUGCUCAGAGCACACACUCACGAUGGUCGGCCAUCGGAGACUACAGCACAGAAUGGAAGUCUGGAGGGUCCUCGGGGUGCAGCUCCCACCAUAUCCCCCAGGAAAGAGCUUCUUCCUUCAGCCCCAUCUCAAUGGAGGGGUCCAAGUGCACAGGCCCGAGCCGAGAAAGCACAAUCAGUGACUGAUGAAAGUCUACCGAAGCCACGCCAGCACAUUAAGUCCAUUCCACAACGCAGAGCUGUGUCUGUCCACGAGGAUGCUCUGUCCAUCACACAAGAGCUGAAGGCGGUGUUACAGAGGUCACCCAUCCGUUUCCGGGGCAACAAAUGGGACCUGCCCUCCUGCACUGAAGAUCCAUCCAGUGGUGAGGAAGCACAAAGUACACACACCAGUGACAAAAGGAAACAGACGGAUGAUGAUGAAAAGAAGCACACUGUCCAGAAGGAGGAGCUCGAGGCAGAGAGAGGAAGAACCUGCUGUGGAGGUACAUCUGAAACCAAGCACCAUCUUCCAGGAAAAGAAGAAGGUCCAGCCUCAGGUUGUCCCUCCUCUACAGCUCAAGCUCAACAAGAAGGUCAGCAAGAAGCAGCAGCACUGCAACCUUGCAGUCACGCAGCAGCGUUUGAUAAAGCUCUGUGUGACCGUGAGAGUCCUCCAGCACGAACCCAUACCCUGGAAAAGUCCCCUACCACCCCCACAUCCCAGAAAAAGAGCCCAAGCAUAGUCACAGCAUUGCCCCAAGCUCUAGAAAAAUGCCCGAUCUCCCCACGCCCCCCAAAAAAGUCCCCCAGCACAAUCCCAGUUGCGCCUGCAUCCUCAGAUAUCUCCCAAGUGAGUCCUCUGUCCCACCAGAGGAGCUCCGGCACACUGCAACCUAGUAUGGAUAUGAGAACCAGCACACAGGAGAGAGGAGAAGCCGUCGCUAAAGAUUACACGAUGAGGAAAGAGCCACCAGACCAAAGAACUGAGCCCCCGCCGUCUGAAUAACACACAGAGACCAACUUACCGAGGGAGAAAAAGCGCACCUGGCAGAGACAGGAGGGGAGGAUCUGUGACACACCGCUGGACUGGGAUGGUCUGAGGUCAAAGAGUAGCGUGAAUGUUCUGCUUUCAUGUGGAUGACUGCUCUCAUGUCAGGGUGUUCUCUUUGUCUGAGAACUAAAUACACAGCACACAUAAUUGGUAUGUUUUUUUAUUGUCUGUUAGCUUGUGUACAGUUUUAAGUAAUACAUUUUUUUUAUUAUUAUUUCUGAGUUGAUAAGGAGGGACCAUUCUGAUUUAGAGUGUGUGAGGCUUGCAAUAUUUGUAUGAAUUUGACAGCUUUUUUGUGCUUAUUUUCCCUAAAAAGCAAAUAACCCUAACUGUCAAAAAAUGGCCAUUAACUUCAUCCUGUCAUUUUGCUAGGGACUCACUAUUUUUCCCCUUACUGUGUGUUUGCGUUGAGCAGUAUGCAACUAUGUCACCUCCAAAAAUCCUUCUGCAUUCAAUCGGAACACAUAUUUAAGACUACUUGUUAGUACGAGCUUGUAAUGGGACACAGCGAACAUGAGUUUAAACAUGGAGUAUGUGCGUCUAAUUCAAUGCCUUUUUUUUCAAAUUCUGUGCAUAUCCCCUAAUGCUGUCUAUUUUGUGUGUGUACGGGAAAACAUUUUGGUGUUAAGGAAGCAAACAAAGCGGCUUGACUUGAUCCACAUAACACUAUUGCAGCAUAUCUUGAGCAUGCACAUUUCAGGGGGACUGUGGUGUGGUGCGCUCCUCUGUCUUCUUUUGCACUGUGCCACCUGAAUAUGAAGUAAAUUCCAAAUGAAGACAACAGAAUCAGUAGCUGCAGUGAAUUAGCGCUGUGGCUGCAGAGUGUUUGAAACGAGCCAGUGAAGAAACAGAGCUCAGUUAAGGUGGCGCAGUGCGAAAGAAGUGGAAGGAACCAGCCACGACAUGGUCAAAGACUGCAACAAUACGCCAUUCUACACAUUUUCCUUCAUGUCUGCCAAAGAAACCACAUGACUCAGUCCUAUCCCUCUAUUCUGUUAAAGCUGGUUUUCCCAGUUUCAGUUUAUCUAAAAACAGUUACUCAGAAUAUUAUUGGACGUCAAUUCAUUAGGCAAAAGAAAAGAUUUACGUUACUUCUGCAAAUUAUCAAAUUCUGACAUAAUUUGCAUUAAUACCAAUAAAAUGUCUCUAAUGGAAAGAGUAGGAGCAGAGGGAUAGUAAAUCUGGUACGUUUGCUAUGAAAGUUUUCUCACUAGCUAAAUAUUAGCAAUGUUUCUCCCUAAUCAGAGACUCCGCCUUCAGCGAGUAAACUGACAUGAGCAUCAGCUGGGUGGUUUUGAAAACGUUUUUCCAUGACAGGAUGACUUAUGAACAGCACAAUGACAAGUGUACUUUAACAACACACGUCAAGCACACAUUUUUAUCACCUACUCAAACAUGUCCUUUUGAUUUGAAAUGGGAUUUCAAGACCUGUGAUUGAGUUUAAGGCUAGAAUUUCUAUUACAUCAGAGUUUGUAUCUUUUCAUCUUGCAUUCUUGAUUUUUUCCCCCCCCUUUCUGGAAGAUCACAAUGUUGACGGAGAAAGCCUCCUUAAAUACCUUCAAGUCAGUCACACUCAUCUGUUUUGGAACAUGUUGAGCAAUUAAUUAUUUUGCAACAUACAAAUAAGUAAGUACACCUCAGUGAAUAACCUCUAAAUGUUGAAUGAUUUAAAAUUGUAUCACCUUACAGCAUUGCAUUUGUUCAAAAGGAAGAGGGAGGGUUAUUUUUAAUUAUAUCAAAUAUACCCUCAGUAGAAACUCCAUAGAUUUCAGCACAGUACACAUGUGAUUACUGAGAUUCAUUUUAAAAAUUUUCUUUAGUGCUUUGUAUGAAUAAGGGCUGCACAGUGGAUUGGUGGUGAGCACUUUCGCCUUGCAGCUAGGAGAUCCCCGGUUUGCAUCCCAGCCCUCCUGGGAUCUUUCUGCAUGGAGUUUGCAUGUUCUCCCUGUGCAUGUGUGGGUUUUCUCUGGGUUCUCCGGCUUCCUCCCACAGUCCAAAAACAUGCUGAGGUUAAUUGGUGAUUCUAAAUUGUCCAUAGCUGUGAAUGUGAGUGUGAUUGUGUGUCUCUAUAUGUAGCGCUGUGACAGACUGGUGACGUGGCCAUGGUGUCCCCUGCCUUCACCCAAAGUCAGCUCAGUCAGAUUCCAACCCCACUGCGACCCUAAUGAGGAUUAAGCAGUGACUAGAUAAUGGAUGGAUAAAUGGACUUUGUGUGAACACCUUUAUUUUUUAUAACAUAACAGAUACAACAUAAUAGACUCAAUUCCGUCUCAGUUUGGAGGAUUUAAGAAAUCUCUGGAGAGAUGGUCAAAUUUUGUUUUUUUCAUUGGUUUUCUUGCAACUGGUUGUGUGUCACUACCUUUUUCUUUAAAACACCACAGAGGGGUUUUAUUGGACUCAAGUCAGGCAACAAACUUGGCCAGAUAAUAGUUGUCACUUUUUUCUUCUGUUGAAACUCUCGUGUGAUAUUGGCAGAAUCCUUAAAAAUACAAUAAAUGAAACAAAUAUUCCUCCUUUGCCAAGAUUCUGGAGACUUAAGGUCAUCUUGUCAGCCAGUAUUUAUGGUCUAUCCACAGGCUUUCAUGGUUCAUCUGUAACUGUGAAGCUCUCCAUUUCUUUUGCCCUCAUGUACCCUCUUAUAAUCACACUCCCACCUCCGUGCUUCACUGUCAGGACAGUGCAUUCACUGUCAUAGUACUGGCCAGAGUGACACAAGGCAUGCUGGACCCCAUUGUAGCAGAACAAGUUCAUCUUGAUCUGACCAAACAUAUUUCUUUCAAUAUACACCAAAUUUCCUUCCACAUUCUUUAACAAAGUCUAAUCUUUCAAUUUUUUUGCUAAAGAGCAGACCAGGUGUUUGAGAACAUGCAAUGUUCUUUACACUGUCUAGGCUGUCAAAGAAACUGAUUGCCAUUGAUAACCACCGAGUCUAUAGCACUUGUCUAUUUGGUUUUCAUAGCUUGGUUGUGCAAAUGGUAACCACUGUGGCUUUGAUAAGGGUUGCUAUGACUCAUUAUACACCUGAUUACUACUACAACUGUGUUUUGACUGAUUUUUAGUUGGUUACCAAUCUUCUUGGUUUCUUUUCCAUCAUUGUGAAGUCUUAGAUUUUUCAGUUCUUCCACAAAUUGGAGAUGUAUACAUGACAUGAUGCACUCACAGUCCACGGUUAAGAAAGUUCUGGUGUUCACAGGGGGUUUUAUAAUCAUGUUCAUGCACCAAUGCUAAUUGGAAAUCACAGGUGUGCUAAAUUUAUUUCAGUGAUCACAGGUUUUCUAACUUGUGUGUCAGAAAUCACAGGUGGAUUCCCUUUCGUUUUCCUUUCAGUAUAGUCUUUUAUAUGGGGAAAUACUCUACUUGUCAACUCUGAAAUCUUGAAAUGGCUGAGAGGUUACACAAUCUGAAGGAUUUGAUAUCUAAGUGACUCAAUUUUGUUGAAUAAUGCAACUACUUACUAAUACAAAUGAAUUCCAGCAGUUUAACAAAUGUCUAGUAAUUAAUUUUCCUUAUUUCUUUUCAGUAAAUGUCAGUGUAAUUUAUAAAUAUCAGGAAAAGAAAGACGGUGCUCAUUGAAAUAAUAUUAUUUUUAAUUACUUCAGCAGCGUAUGGGAAUUGCUCAUCAGGUCAAUAAAUCCACUUGUCAGUUUAUUAUUUUUACAUAUAAAAAAUUGAGCACAAUUCCCUUGCUUUAUAUUCUUACUACAGAGAAGUAGAACAACAUCUUGGAAACAAUCAAUUAUAUUUCCAGAAAUUUCUAAAAAUGUUACAAUGAAGAUGCAUUUCUUGUUCAAUGUUCAUAGAGUCCUAUCAUACCAUCUAUAUGGGAAGGUUUUCAGUUUAUGGAUAUCUUUUUACCUUGUUGGCACAUUGCAGAAUCUUCAGCCUGAUACGUGCUCUUCAUGUUUUUGCAUAUUUCUGUGGGACUAUGUGACAGUGAAAUCAAUUCAGGACAGUCGUUCCAUUAGACAACUAUGUAUGUAAUUAUAUCAUAGAAGGACCUUAUCAGAUAGUGUGCGAGAUGAACAGAAGAACUUGAAUAUCCAGUCUAUCAAAUUCUCAGGUUGGUUGCAGAGAAUGGUGUGUAUUUUUGCAAGAGCAGGCCUUAGUUCAUCUCUCUGGGUGGUCGGUGGUCUGGGCCUAUGUCUUUUCCUGGAGGCGAGUUUAUUUUCUACUGUCAUGUUUAUCUUUGCCUUGCACGCACAGAAUAUGUACAAAACUACAUAAAGCAUACAAAAACAAAAUGAUGAAUAGAGUGUAAAUCCAAACCUAUACUUGUUAAUAACUAUUAAAAGUUAAUUGAGUUGUGUCAUAA
Messenger RNA from Acanthochromis polyacanthus (spiny chromis), 9379 nucleotides. RefSeq names its product capping protein regulator and myosin 1 linker 2 (gene carmil2). Gene Ontology annotation, molecular function: protein binding. The transcript has 33 exons. NCBI's taxonomy places the organism in Eukaryota, Metazoa, Chordata, Actinopteri, Pomacentridae. The record is from RefSeq and is a predicted model, not a curated record. Bases 1 to 5022 code for a protein of 1673 amino acids. Gene Ontology annotation, biological process: regulation of Arp2/3 complex-mediated actin nucleation; cell migration. Gene Ontology annotation, cellular component: lamellipodium; plasma membrane.